Lampris incognitus (smalleye Pacific opah) is the source of this 1006-nucleotide messenger RNA. RefSeq lists its product as uncharacterized. Gene Ontology annotation, cellular component: membrane. NCBI's taxonomy places the organism in Eukaryota, Metazoa, Chordata, Actinopteri, Lampriformes, Lampridae. The transcript has 4 exons. Gene Ontology annotation, biological process: regulation of cell shape. The coding region runs from base 192 to 869 and encodes 225 amino acids. The record is from RefSeq and is a predicted model, not a curated record.
UCUUGGAGAGUGAGGAACAGGAGAUCUGUGCUGAGGAGCAGCUCCUCCAGGAACGCCUGCAGAAGGUCCUGGUGGAGCAGGAUGGAGACCAGCAGCCAGGCCAGCCAGGCCAGCCAGGACCGCCAGGACCGCCAGGACAGCCAGGACAGCAGGCGGACCAGGACACGGAGGGGCUGACAUCGAGAUCAGUGAUGAUCGCUGAGGAGACCGGCAAGUGCCGCGUCUGUGUCCUCGAACUAGAUGGCAUCAUGGACCACGAGGACGACGACGGAGUCCAGGUCCACGGCAACGGGGUCAGAGUUUAUGGUGAGGAAUACCACAACGGUGGCGGCGGCGGCGGUGGCGGUGGCGAUGCCCACGAUGAUGACGAUGAGGACAGUGUCCGAGUUCACCAUGGGAACCGCAACAGGGUGCGGGUCUACCAGCAUGAUGCUGUCAGGGUCCAUGAGGACAUUGGUGUCGCAGUGUACGACAAUGACGAGGAAGACAGCAUCAGAGUCUGCGGGGAUGACAGCAUUGGGGUCAAAGUUCACUAUGGUGACAGCGUCAGGCAGCACAAUGAUGACGAAAAUGGCGUCCAAUCAGCUGCAGAGGAUGCAGACCUCGCCCCUCCUUCCUGCACCCCACCGGCCGUGCCACACAUGGACACCCGGCUGGGGAUGAUGCCACCCUCCUCUUCCUCUCACUCAACCCCACUCUCCUCCUCCUCCUUUCUGCCCAAUGAUGACAAUGGCAUCGCUCCCGUGGCCAGCACCGAGCAACCAGUCACCAUGGUGUUCCUUGGCUACCACUCUGUGGACAGCCCCGAUGAGCGGUGGCGCGUUCUGGGCGGGGAUGCGGCGGUGCAUGCUGAGAGUGGUCCUGAUUGAUGACGAUGACGACAAAUCGCUACGGGAGAAGACGGUCACCGACCCCCUGCCAUCAUCGGCAGCAUCUGCCCCUGUCAUCGCUGCUGACCUGGUCUCCACCAAACUUGACACUGAUGGUGACAACCCGCAUGAUGCCA